Messenger RNA from Salmo salar (Atlantic salmon), 841 nucleotides. Lineage: Eukaryota; Metazoa; Chordata; Actinopteri; Salmoniformes; Salmonidae. The record is from RefSeq and is a predicted model, not a curated record.
GGAGACUCUACAGUGUUCUGCUAGUCUGUGAGCUGGAGAGACACUGACAGAGCCACUGAUACAGAUUGAUACUGACAGGAACAGACUUUGACAGAUGACCAGACGGAGAGAUACUGAAGGUGUGGACCUCGGUGUGGCAUUGAUUUUAGUUGGCACGUACACUUGCUCCUGCAUUAGUUUGACGGUACUUCAGCUUGUCUCCUGGUCUUGGAUACUUUUUUUGUAAGACUGCAAUGCUUCCAUUCUACCUCUUCACCCUGUUUGCCAUAGUCCAAGCCCAGAAUAGACCCUUGCCAGGCUCCUGUAGCUUUGAGUCCAGCACCUGCGGAUACACAUCAGACCCAGACUUUACGAGCUGGACGCUCAACAAAGAUGGGUAUUGUAUCUCAAUGGAUCCAGGCCAGGAGUACCAGAAUAGACAGGAGAAGAGGCCAGAGGGAGAGGAAAGGUCCGAGGGUGAGGGCAGGGGGGUUCUGCUGAGCCCGGCCAUGGAGCAAGAGGACUGGAGCUGUCUCAGGCUGAUGUACCAACUCUCCGUCUCGGGCUCCCUGCAGGUCCAGCUGCGUAGGGAGGGAGAGAGCUUCGACUGGACACUGUGGAACACCCAGACCGCCUCUGACAGCUGGCUCAUCUCUAGCAUCGACCUCCAGGACACCACAGAGCCGUACAGGGUAAAUAAUACACCCUCAGGAACAUGGGAGGCACAUACAGACUGUUAAAACAUAUGUGCUAAUCUAAACACUGCCAUACUUAGGUGGAGGAAUGGGGCCUGGAAAAUGUUAGCGCCCUCACAUUGAUUAGACCAAACAUCAAAUGACAUGCAUUUCUCGUAUCUGCUACU